GAUGCUGCCGAGAGUUUUGAGAGCUUGUGGCACUGCGGUGCCAAAGGUCACAGGCUUCAAACAACAAGCUCUGCGUCCACUUCUUUGUCCAGUGCAGCAGAGGUGCUUCUCGCUGUCUUCCGCAGCCAAAGUGGCCAAAGAUCUCCAAGCAGAGAUUGGGCACGAGGAGGAGCAGUAUCAGCAAGCCAAGGAGAUCAAAAAGUUCCUCGAUUCCUCCAGCUUCAAGUUCAAGGAGAAAGAGGGCGAUGUGAACAUGCAUUUGGAACGGGAAGUCGGAGACAAGCUGGUGAAAGUUGAAUGGCAACUGACCAGCCCUUUUGACCCUACUGCUGAUGUGGAGGGUGAUCAAGAGGGUGGUGAGGAAUACGAAGCCACCGACUUCUGCAUCACCAUUGAAAGCAAGAGUGGUGCUGGUGUGUCCUUCUAUUGCAGCACACAGACUGGAGAGGACCACCGAUAUGUGAUUGGAAAUGUGAAGUCCUUUGCAACCACAGAGGAGAAGGAAAGUGUGAGCUCUUACAACGGUCCAGAAUUUGAGGAUGUCGACGAAAAACUGCAGGAAAGCUUCGAUGAAGUACUGGCAGAGGUUGGUGUCAAUACGGAAUUGUGCGAUUUCAUCGACGCCAUGGCAUUGGACAAGGAGCAGCGAGAAUACAUCCGAGACUCGCGUGAAAACGAAAUCCUUCAUGGAGUGAGAUGCAACCGUUGCUUCCCACGGCAGAGUAGAUGGGAGCAUCUGCCAGUGGGUACUUUGGACCAUCCGAAUGUUCCAGAGCGAUUCAGAAAACUGGCGCCAGUAUUCACAAAUCAGGAUGCUGCAGAGAGUUUUGAGAGCUUGUGGCACUGCGGUGCCAAAGGUCACAGGCCGGCCAAAGAUCUUCAAGCAGAGAUUGGGCACGAGGAGGAGCAGUAUCAGCAGGCCAAGGAGAUCAAGAAGUUCCUGGAUUCCUCCAACUUCAAGUUUGUUGAGACAGAGGGCGAUGUGAACAUGCAUUUGGAACGGGAAGUGGGAGACAAGUUGGUGAAAGUUGAAUGGCAACUGACCAGCCCUUUUGACCCUACUGCUGAUGUGGAGGGUGAUCAAGAGGGUGGUGAGGAAUACGAAGCCACCGACUUCUGCAUCACCCUUGAAAGCAAGAGUGGUGCUGGUGUGUCCUUCUAUUGCAGCACACAGACUGGUGAGGACCACCGAUAUGUGAUCGGCAACGUGAAAUCCUUUGCCACCGUUGAGGAGAAAGAAAGUGUGAGCUCUUACAAUGGUCCAGAAUUUGAGGACAUCGAUGAAAAGUUGCAGGGAAGCUUCGACGAACUACUAGCAGAGGUGGGCGUCAACGCAGAACUCUGCGAUUUCAUCGAUGCUAUGGCGUUGGAUAAGGAGCAACGGGAAUAUCUCCGUUGGCUUCGCAAUGUGAAAGACAUCAUGGAGAAGUGA
This is a messenger RNA of Cladocopium goreaui, 1432 nucleotides long. Lineage: Eukaryota; Dinophyceae; Suessiales; Symbiodiniaceae. The record is from the annotation of a GenBank genome assembly.